AUGGAUUCCACUAUAAUCUCCCAAGAAAAUUUUGAAAAAAUACACACUCAAGCACUUAAAGAAAUAGCUUAUUACACAAGAAAACAAAAGGCAGCUCUUCCACAUGGAGAAGUCUCUUUUUACCGUACAGUCGAUUCCCACUUGACAAGCAAAUUAGAUGGUUUAUCGGAGAGAAUUAAAACAAAAUUAAAUCAAAUGAUCGCGAAUGUUGAUAUAUACGGUAAUGAAAAAUAUGAAGGAGCUACUGAGGCUUCGGAUGCAGAUAUGUGGUAUCAGGAUAUAAUUAAAAUAAACGACGUACUAAUGGAAGGAGUUAAUAUUGCAAUGGAUGAAGUCAGUGGCCGUAAUAAUAAAUUUGCAGCUUCCCCUACUCAAUUAAUUCCUACAGUUGGAAAAGUACAAUCGAAGUCGGGUGAAGUUAACGUCGUGUAUUCACGACUUAUUGGUCGUCCUCAAAUAAAGUUUGAGGAUAAGGUUGAUAAUUCCGGAGCACCAUUUAUCCCAAAACUUCCGGAUAAACCCAAUUCACAAGUACCAUUAGAUAUAGAAGGAAUAAAAGAGGGAAAAUGUCAUCCUCAUCCAUAUCAUUAUGAAAUAACUAAUAUUACAUAUCCAAGAUAUAUUUUUCAAACCAAGACACCUAUUAAAUAUCUUCCCGUCCAAUCAACUCCACUUACUUGGGUUGAUAAAUUAGAUGGAUUGUUAGAUAUGUGUCAAAAACUUGAAAAUUCACAAGAAAUCGCUGUAGAUCUUGAACAUCAUAACUAUCGAUCAUAUCAAGGUUUUACCUGCCUUAUGCAAAUAAGCACGCGAGAAGAAGACUUUAUUAUAGAUGUCUUAGAAUUAAGAAAUCGUCUUCAUUUACUUAAUAAGUCCUUCACAAAUCCUAAUAUCUUAAAAGUUUUCCACGGGGCAGAUUAUGAUAUCGUUUGGCUACAAAAGGAUUUUGGUGUUUACGUUGUCAAUUUGUUUGAUACCGCUGUUGCAUCUUAUGUUUUAGAAAUGUCCCAACAUUCGUUAGCUCAUCUAUUAAAGAAUUAUUGUAAUGUGGAUACGGACAAAAAAUAUCAGUUGGCAGACUGGCGAUUGAGACCUCUAACUGAAGAAAUGAUAAAUUACGCGAGAACCGAUACACAUUAUUUGUUAUAUAUCUAUGAUAAUAUGCGUAACGAACUAAUAGAGAAUUCCAAUAACAUAACACUCAAUCAUUUAAAAGUAACUCUUGAACGUUCAGCUCAGGUUUCACUUAAAAUUUAUGAAACUUUUUGUUAUGAUAAAACGGUAUUUAAAGCUCUUCACGAAUGGAGAGAUAGUAUUGCAAGAUUGGAGGACGAGAGUGUAAAUUACGUACUCCCAACUGAUAUGCUCUUCCUUCUCGCUGAGAAAAUGCCAGAAGAUCCCGAUGAAAUUGGUGAAUGUUUGAAAGGUUUUGUUCCUCCUCUUGUUCGAGAGCAUGCAUUGGAUGUAAUUAUGCAAAUUAUAAAUGCUAAAAGUCAAGCAUCAAUAUCAAACAAUAUUGUUCGAAAUAAUGUUAUGAUUAAUAAAGAAAAUUUAAGUUCAAAUCAAAUGGAGAUUAUUGAACCCAUAGGAGGUUUGGUUUUGGAUGUGCCAAUAAGAAAAUACCGAGGAAGUGAUUUUAGUGCUGAAAAAUCUAUAUUAUUUGGAAACACUCUUAGUAAUGAAACUAAAAUAAGUGACGAAGCGAAAACUAAAGUUGCGGAUAUCAUGUCAAGUUUUACUUCUAUAGUACCGGUACUUCCUAGGUUAGUAACUACAGUCAAGCCUCCUUCAUUAAAAAAAGAGAGGAAACAUAACAUCAAGGAGGAAUUAGAAGUUAUAAAACGGAGAAAAAAAAUCAAAACCAAAGGAAAUGCCGGAACAUCAGGUUCUAAAAAUACAGAGGAGAUCGAGGAAAUUAUCGAAAAAAUAACGCUUGACUUCAUUUCAGCAACAACAACCAAUCAAGAAUCAUCACCAAUGACUGAUCAAGGGACAUCAACAUCAAUCACCAUUCAACCAGAAGAAAAAACUUUUAAUCCAUAUGGACAAAUUGUCGAGGAUGAGAAGUUAAGAAAACGGGAGCUUCGGUUGCCUGCGGCACCUUCUUCAGGGAAUAGGAGUACUACGGGUAAAAGGUAA
Messenger RNA from Diversispora eburnea, 2139 nucleotides. Lineage: Eukaryota; Fungi; Glomeromycota; Glomeromycetes; Diversisporales; Diversisporaceae. The record is from the annotation of a GenBank genome assembly.